GCGCGUUAAAAAAAAAAAAAAAAAAGCAGCCCUUAGCCCCCUCCUCCCCUUUCCUGCUUCUGCGAGAACAUCCCCCCUCCCUCCUGCUCCGCCAGCCGAGGCGCCCCUUCCUUGGAAGCCGAGCGGCUUCGCUCGCAUUUCGCCGCCGUCGCCUCUCGCAAUAUUGCAAUAUAGGGGAAAAGCAGACCAUGGUGAAUCCGGGCAGCAGCUCCCAGCCGCCCCCGGUGACGGCCGGCUCCCUCUCCUGGAAGCGGUGCGCAGGCUGCGGGGGCAAGAUUGCGGACCGCUUUCUGCUCUAUGCCAUGGACAGCUACUGGCAUAGCCGGUGCCUCAAGUGCUCCUGCUGCCAGGCGCAGCUGGGCGACAUCGGCACGUCCUGUUACACCAAGAGCGGCAUGAUUCUUUGCAGAAAUGACUACAUUAGGUUAUUUGGGAAUAGCGGUGCUUGCAGCGCUUGUGGACAGUCUAUUCCUGCGAGUGAACUCGUCAUGAGGGCCCAAGGCAAUGUGUAUCAUCUGAAGUGUUUUACAUGCUCUACCUGCCGGAAUCGCCUGGUCCCGGGAGAUCGGUUUCACUACAUCAAUGGCAGUUUAUUUUGUGAACACGAUAGACCUACAGCUCUCAUCAAUGGCCAUUUGAAUUCACUUCAGAGCAAUCCACUACUGCCAGACCAGAAGGUCUGCUAAAAGGUCAGAGUAAUGCAGAAUGCGUGCCUUCAUCUCAGAUCUUGUUCAUCACAGGUGGAUCCCAUGUGUCUUCAGUAGACAAGUCACCUUUGUAGCUAGCACCAGUGCCAGCUCCAUGCCAUUGCACCUUCUUUAGUCUUGAUUGCUCUUCCCGCAUUUAUUGGUGUAUUAAAAUGACUGAAUAUGAACAUUAAGGACUCCAUGAACCUGGGCUAAUGGGAGACUGUAGAGAAAAUGAAAAAAGAUCCACCGGAGGACAUCUUUGGGGGGGAGGGAGCUUGGGAGGAGGGAAAUGACUAAUGAAGCUAAUUAAAAGAAGCAUUCAAAUCUGCUUUCUACCCUCAUUAACAAUUAGCAGGGCACUGGCCAGAGUUUGUACCCUGUGUUUUACCUUAACAACAUUCUAUUUGCUCUUUGUAUAUUUAAGUGUUGUAAGGAAAUGUGUUUCAAUCAAAACUGAACAUGAGAUAAAGGAAAGAGAUGUGGCUUUUGUGAUAUUCUAUCACAAACACUUUUAUUGUAUCUCUGUAAAAUACAUUGUAUGUAUGCAUGUAAGUGUUUUUGUCCUAAUGUUGCUACUCCCAUGGCAAAGACAAAAAAAAGAAUGAAAAAAAGAAAAAAAAAUUGGAAAAAAAAAAUCAAGCUCAUAGCAGCUACUGUGUAGAAAUUCCCCCCUACUUCUAAUUUGCUGAAUGAAGAAAAAAUCUUUUAUUUGUGAUAUUUUCAGAGACAUUUGCUCUAGUAUGGUGUAUUUAAAUAAUAAAAACUUAAAAGAAAAAUA
Messenger RNA from Cervus elaphus (red deer), 1467 nucleotides. It is a transcript of the gene LMO4, whose product is annotated as LIM domain only 4. The coding region runs from base 189 to 686 and encodes 165 amino acids. The record is from RefSeq and is a predicted model, not a curated record. Lineage: Eukaryota; Metazoa; Chordata; Mammalia; Artiodactyla; Cervidae. The transcript is spliced from 5 exons.